Molecule: messenger RNA, 1683 nt
Organism: Cimex lectularius (bed bug)
Lineage: Eukaryota; Metazoa; Arthropoda; Insecta; Hemiptera; Cimicidae
Product: putative GTP-binding protein 6
Exons: 2
Coding region: 184-1641 (485 amino acids)
Cellular component (GO): cytoplasm
Molecular function (GO): ribosome binding; GTP binding
Source: RefSeq, a predicted model, not a curated record
UUUUAACCAUGGUUUCCCCGAGUCUUCAAAGCACUUGUUUAUCAGUUUAGUUUCGUGCUUAUUGACCUGCUUUUAUUAAUGUAAGUUUCAAUCUACCUUGAAUCCAAAUGCAUAUCUUCGAAUUGUAUUUUUGGUAAUAGACUUUAUGAUAUAGCAUAAUCAGCUUAUUUUUUAAAUGUAAUUAUGAAUUUAUUGAAGCUUUGUAAUAAGGAAAAAUGUUUCGAAUCUUCAAAGCGAUUUUUUUCCAUUGGUAAAAAGUUGUUUUCAAAUGGCGAAGUCGAUAGUGGUAGGAGAGACGUCUUGGACGACUUUGAGUCCACUGUCGAAAAUCUUGUUCCAAGGAAUCAGAGGAUAACCGGAACUCCUCAUCAGGUUUUUAUAAUCCAGCCUUACAUCAAAUGGGGCCCGCAGAAGUUGAGAAACACCACACCGGAGCUGCAACUGGAGGAAAGCGUUGCGCUCGUCAAGACGCUUCCCGGCUGGAAAGUCGUUGAUACGAAAAUCAUGUCAACCAUAAGUUUCGAUAAAAAAGCCUUUUUCAAUUCUGGCAAUCUUACCAUGCUCUCACAAUUGGUGAACAAACGAAAAGAGAUCACGGCCGUAUUUAUCAACGUCAAGCACCUUCAGCUGCACCAACACUUAGCUUUGGAAAACACCUUUGGCAUUCCUGUUUUCGACAGGUAUGGUAUCGUUAUCAAUAUAUUCAAAAGGCAUGCUAAAACUAAAGAAGCCAAGUUGCAAGUCGCUUUAGCCCAGUUACCUUAUUUUUGGUCGAGGAUUAAAGGGAUUCACAACGAGGAAGAGUCGUUCACGCCGAACGUCGGCAUCGGGUCAGAGACCUUCCAGCAUAUACGCCUCCGUUUGUUGAAAGAGCAAGAGAGUAAAAUCAAAAAAGAACUUUCAACUUUGGCCAAAAGCAGAGUUAUUCUCAGGAGCAAAAGGAAAGAGAUGAAAUUACCGACAGUCGCGAUUGUCGGGUAUACAAACGCCGGUAAAACUUCACUUAUAAAAUGCCUCACUGAGAGCGAGUCUUUAGAACCGGAGGACAAGCUCUUCGCCACUCUUGACGUGACCGUCCACGAAGGAAUGCUUGACAACAGGCUGAAAGUGCUGUACGUCGAUACGAUCGGUUUCAUAUCUGACGUGCCGUCGAACCUAAUCGAACCGUUCGUCGUGACUUUGGAAGACGCCGUUCAAGCCGACCUCAUCGUCCACGUCCAAGACGUGAGCCAUCCUGACAGAAAAGCGCAAUACGAUGAGGUCGUACGGACCAUAAAUAGCCUCGACGUUUCGGAAAAAGUCAUGAACAAUAUCAUCACAGUCUGCAAUAAAUGCGACAGAGUUGACGACAUCGAUGCUAUCAGUGAUGAUAGCGUGAUUUACACGUCUUGCAAGGACGGAACCGGAUUGGACGAGCUUAAAGCUACAAUCGAAAGGAGAUUAUUCGCGACUACUGAUUUGGCUAAGAUGAAAAUCCGGGUUUCAUCCGGUAGCGAAGAAUAUCAUUGGCUGUUCAAAGAAGCCGCAGUGUCGGACGUAGUCCCGGAUGAGAAAGAUCAACAAUUUGUCCUUUUGACUGUAACCAUACACAAAGUUAAAUUAGCUAAAUUCAAACAUAAAUUUAUCAAGCAGAAAAAUUAAUUUGUUUGAAAAACUAUAUUGUAUAUAAAUGUUUAUUUAUAA